AUCCAACACCGCAGCUCUCACAGCACGCAGCUGAACACUGCGCAGCUCUCAAAGUACGCACCUCUCACAGCACGCGCCUCUGCCAGUACGUAAGCUCAUUCCAAACACCCAUUGACCCCACAAAGUCAUGUCGUCGUCUUCAGAAAGUAUAGAAACUCACACAAAGUCAGACGGUUCACUGCGCAUUGGCAUUCCUAAGUCGUCUGCCAUCCAAGAUCAGGGAAAACAUGCAGGUGACUUAGAAAAUGCAGCGCCACAAUGUAUUGGAGGCAACAGCGUGGUCCCGUUGAAUAAAACCUUCCUCCUGGCUGGGCCUCUUCACGCGCAGUCUUCUUCAAAGGGCAUCACUGUGAUGCACGAAGACGGCAUCGCUGGAGAAUCACAUCCCUUCGGACAGAGUCAGUAUCAUGAAAGGGGGAGGCCCUCGGAUUUUGGCUGCAGUCAUGAACAGCCGAUUGCAAACUAUUUAUCGUCGAUAUAUGAUAACGACUCGAUCCCAAGUAAGGACGUCAUGACAGAGACAGAAUCGUCGGCGAAUCAGACCGACUCACGGGCGAGGGAGGGGGCUAAACAAAUGGUUCACGGUGGAGCGCCUUCUCUUGUAACUUCCCAGACUAUUAAAGUUCACGGAAAGGCAAGUCAGUCGCAAGCCCGGGAAACGCGAGUCGGGAUCGGCAUUGCUUUAAAGAAAGCCCGUUUUCAAUUUUCGUCUGGCAAGGACAUCAUCCCAGAAAAUUCUUCUUUUUGUUCUGAUGAAAACCGUGCAAUACAUUUGAAAGAUGAGAAGGUCGAUAAUGUUGACAAUCCAGAUGAUGUAUACAUUGACUUAAAAACUGGAAGUAAGGUGAAGGCCGCCUUAUGCCCAACGUAUGAUGAUGCGAAUUUGAGAAAAUACGAGUUUGUAACGAAUGAGACUGGGAAAAGUAGUUACAGAAAACACGAAGGUUGUGGGAAGAUGGAAGUGAUGAUCGGUGUGGUGUUAGCUCUGCUCGUCUCGAUGACGUUCCUGAUUGGGACAGUCGUUCAGCUGCAGAUGAGGAUCAGUGCCAUGGAGAAAAUAAUGGCCAAUAUUGAAUUGAACAAGGUUAGUGAUGUGAGUAUUCUAAUGAUUUGAAUCCUUAAUAAGAAAGAGGGUGGUGAAGUAUUCUAUGGUUUUUUCGUUUGUUUUAAAUUUAUUUUAAUUAUUUGUUUUGUUUAUUAUUCUUUUUGGUGGGAUGCAUAGAGAAAAAAUUGUAAUAAUUUGUAGAUCAAUAUAUAGUGAUCCCUCGACUAUCGCGGUUAUAAGGUUCAAGACCCCAGACCCCCACACACUAACGCGUAAAUUAGCGACCUUCUUUUUAAUUUAUUUUUCGUAUAUAUUUUAAGCCUUUAUAAACCCACCCCACAUUCUUAAAAACAUUUCCCCUUAUUUGUAUGGACAUUUCCGACACUCUUAUAAAAACACUCUUAAACCUCCGUAAUUUUUACAAUAUAUGAAAUACUACUUUUUUUUCGAUUUAAUAUUCUUUGAAUGUUUUAAAUAAUAUUUUACCAUUUUUUAAUAAUUUUUUUUCAAUUAUGUAUUCAUUUUUGUUGGUGUUGUUGUUGCUAGAAAAUGGUUAUUGUUCCGAAAAAAUAAAAACAACCAAUUAUAGCCCGCCAAACAUUGGCGACAGCAAUGCGUGAACUUCCCAUCUACUGAAAUUAAUUGACAAAACAUGAACUCAAAUAACGAACAUUUUUUUUUUUAAACAAUUUUUGCUACACCCCUUCCCCCCUGAUACGUCACUGCACACUUUUUAUUUCACGCCCAUGUACUAAAUUAAUCUUCUGAUGUCCCCACCACUUUUAAACCGAGUAUUGAUCACAUCAUAUUUAAAUUAAGACGAUUUCAUUUUACCAAAAGAAAAAAUGACGCACCUAACGCAGUUGCGUUAUUUUUUUUUUUUUUAAGUCAUUUAGCGUAGUUAUCGGGAAUUACUUUUGGAUGCGGCUAGUCGGACCCGGGUCCGAGAAGUGAGAGUUUGGGUUUAUGAAAAAAUAUUUUAAAAUUAUUGUAGGGUUUCUAAGACAAAAUUUGGUAUCAAAUGGAAGAUAAUUGAAUGGACUAUAUGUUUGUAAACUUACUUCUUAAGUUUAACUUAAAUAAACUACCACUCACUAAUGACACAAUCUUGGCCCACCUCGGGCGGCACUAACCCUAGUUACGCCCCUGCUAACUAAAAGCUUUUUUUUUUUUUUUUUAAACAAAAGUUCGCGUUUUGCGCUUGCUCAACCGACAAGCUUGACAGCAAGGGUUUUAUCAUAGGGUUUUAUCACAUACUCGCAGCGCUUGACAGCAAGGGUUUUAUCACAUACUCGCAGCGCUUGACAGCAAGGGUUUUAUCACAUACUCGCAGCGCUUGACAGCAAGGGUUUUAUCACAUACUCGCAGCGCUUGACAGCAAGGGUUUUAUCACAUACUCGCACGCGCUGAAGUUGAUGCUCGUUGACUCCAAAUGUUGUAUAACUCGUCGCGUACUUGAAGUAAAGAACCGCUGUCCAGUGGGUCCCCCUGUCCCCUAUCUGAGACCACCAUCUUGUGAUCACAAUCCAUUCUCUUAAAAUUGCUGUGCCAAAGAAGGUGUCGCUCUCUCUCUCUCUCUCUCUCUCUGAGAGUACAGCAGAUUCUUCACAUGUUAGGAUCCAUCAGCCUCAAUUCUGGCCACGUUGUCCUCUUGCCGACGACUACGAAUGUGCCACGGAUAUCUCAAGAAAACGCUGUUGGGCUUCGAGUGGUGACUUGAGUACGUGCCCACAUUCAAAUAGAAUAUUCUUAGCACGCAUGCCUUGGAGAGCAGUUUGGUCUUUCCUUUGAGCUCGGCUUUGUUCCAUGCACUCUUGUUCCACUAUGAACAUAGAUACUGCUGCUCUAUCGAUCCUUUCGUUAAAAUCUUUAUCAAUAAAGGGGAUAUGCCCCUAUAAUGACGUUGGUUGGAAUGAAGUAUCCCUUGUGAUAAGACAAUGUUCGAUUUUCAAAAUAAUGAUCCGUUCAAACUCUUUACAGGCGAGAGAAAAACGACUAAAAAUGGUUUAGUCUAUUUUUUUUAAAAAAUUAAUAUAUAUAUAUAUAUAUAUACGGUAUAUAUAUUUAUCUUUUCCCCCGCUAGCAUGUGCUCUGAAAAAGAAAAUAAUAAUAAAUGGGGGUGGGUGCUGCAAUCAGGUUAGGCAGAACGAAAUAUGUGGGUGGGGGGGGGAGGNAGCAUGAAACCACCUGAACGAUGCCACUGUGAACUCGACAUCGGUCGAAAGUUUCAAGGCUGCCCUGGCAUCAGCUAGGAGCUGUUAGAAUAGCAACAUCAUAUCCCCAACCGUUGCAAAGAUGCCAGUACAUGGAUGAAGCUACGAAACAUUACCAGAACCAGAACCAGAAAAAAAGACGUAACAAACAAACAAACGUGUUGGCAUGAAGCCUUCUUCGGAGAACAAACAAUGAGUGACACAAAUAUAUUAACGAACAUAAAAAAACAGACAAAAUACACCCAGCUGAAAUGUAGUUUCCGAGAGAGGACAAGCAGAGGAAUGAAACGCUACCACGUUCUUUGUUCUGCUGUAUCCUGUUUUCAGCUGUUCCCCAUACCUUGCUUCAAAUAUUUCCUGAAAAAGAAACGUUUUGAACCCUGGUUGAAGAAUAUAAUCUAAUAUACAUGACUGUAUUUUAAAUAACGCGACUCUCAGUUUGCAAUUUUAAAAAUAAAUAAAUAAAUAAAUAAAUAAGAUUCCCUAUUGUCAUUCACUGUCGAGCCAUUUAAUCAAAAUUAGGGGAAUCGUAUUUUUUGUAUUUUCAGAUUGCAGAAAAUUCAGGUCUGCAGAAUUUCCUCAGCGAUAAUGGAGAACUAUUUUUAAAGACUUUAUUUUACUUCAACAUUAAUGAUGACUGGGAUGACGGUCAGAAGCAGAAGUCAAAUAAUGAACAGAAGGGUCACAUUUUGUCUCGUCAUACCC
Messenger RNA from Lymnaea stagnalis (great pond snail), 3963 nucleotides. NCBI's taxonomy places the organism in Eukaryota, Metazoa, Mollusca, Gastropoda, Lymnaeidae. The record is from the annotation of a GenBank genome assembly.